UCAUCCAAUAGAAAGGCUUAUUGCUGCAGGUAAACGCACUCCUCAUCCUGAACGUAGGAUGUGACCGAUUAAAAUAGCCAACACUCGGUAACUGCCAGUGGUUAUGGAAAAAAGAAUAAAGAAAAAUGAUAAGGAUUGCAGCAUUAAAUGCAGCUUCUGUAACAGGAGAUGAAUUUGAAGAUUCUCUUAAGAGUUACAAGACUCAGACAAAAGAAGCACAGGAAGCAGAAGCAUUUGCUUUGUAUCACAAAGCCUUGGACCUGCAGAAACAUGAUAAGUUUGAGGACUCUGCAAAAGCCUACCAUCAGCUCCUUGAGACACCCUUGCUCAAGGAGGCCAUACCAUCCGAAGAAGAAGAAGAAAAAGCUGGACUAAAGCACCCAGGGCUGAUGCUGAAAUAUUCCACCUACAAAAACCUGGCUAGUCUCGCCGUUCAAAGGGAAGACUUGGAAAAAGCUAUGGAGUUUUACUUAGAGGCUGUCAUGCUUGAUUCCACUGAUGUGAACAUGUGGUAUAAGAUUGGUCAAGUGGCUGUUCGACUGUUACGAAUCCCUUUGGCUCGACAUGCCUUUGAAGAAGGACUGCGUUGUAACCCUGACCACUGGCCAUGUCUGGACAACCUCAUUACGGUCCUGUAUACCAUUAGUGAUUAUAGCUGCUGCUUGUAUUAUAUUUGUAAAGCACUUGAAAAAGACUGUUGUUAUACUAAAGGCCUAGUGUUAAAGGAGAAGAUAUUUGAAGAGCAACCCUGCCUCAGGAAGGAUUCUUUUCGUAUGUUUUUGAAAUGUGAUAUGUCAAUUCAUUCUGUGGAAGUAGAUGAAACUGAAGCUAAAGCAAUUGUUGUUGAGGCAUUGGAUUUAAGGAGAAGACGACAAGAAUUGAGUGUACAGGUGAAGCAGCCCGACCUUAAACUUGUUCAGCCUCUUCCAUACUUCACUUGGAAAUGCCUUGGAGAAAGUUUGCUGGCAAUGUAUAAAUACCAAACAAGCUGUGAUCCACCUCAACCAAGUCUUGGCAAGAGAAUUGAUCUUUCUGAAUAUCAGGAUCCAAGCCAUCUUUUGAACUCGCCAUUGUCCUUUUCUGCUGUCACUGUAAUCCAGACCACAACUUCUGACAGCAUUACUCCCCAGCCUACUACACCACAAGUUCCAGUAACUCAGCCUGCUAUACUGUGUCAGAUUGUGCAAAGUCAUCAUGUUGUUGAAGUAACCACAACCAUAGCUGAUUCUGCAGUUAAUGACAAGGCAAAGAAAGUCACAAAGCGUAAACGCACAAUUGAGGACAGCGGUGAAACUGCAAAAAGGCGUUCGGCCAGAGUCCGAAACACAAAGUGCAAAAAGGAGGAGAAGAUUGAUUUCCAGGAGCUGCUCGUCAAAUUUUUGCCAUCCAGACUGAAGAAGUUGGGCCCAGAGGAUGAUGAAGAGAGUUUAAGUAACUAUGAGGUCCAGUCUGAUUUACAACCAGAACACAAUCAACAUCUAGGUUCACACUCCAUGUCCUUUGACUCAACAACUUUCACUGAAUCUGAAAGGCAAGAUGUCCACAGUUUUUUGAUAAAUAAUAUGAAUAACGGUGGGAUACUUGAGCUGAUGAUGCGCUACCUGAAAGCAGUUGGCCAGAGGUUUCUGGUUGAGUGGCCUCCAGGUUUGGCUAUGGUUGUCUUGGAAAUUUACAACAACUGGAGGAAACACAACUGUGGACUUCCUAAUCCUCUGCUCCGUGAUUGUAGUGACCAGCAUAUUAAGGAAAUGAUGAUGAUGGGCCUUUCCUGCAUGGAGUUACAGUUGGAUCAGUGGUUAGUAACAAAGGUCAAUAGUAAUUCUGUUUCUCCACAGAAGGGACCUAUAACUUCUGCAGAAAACAAUGCAGAUUUUCCUGGACAAUACUUCUUAGGUGACCUAAUGCAGAUCAGCUUUGCUUCCUCCCAGAGAGAUCUCUUUAAAGAUGAGUGGGUCAAUUUUGUUGUCCGAGUCUACUGGCUCAAAGCUCGUUUCCUUGCAUUACAGGGGGACAUGGAGCAGGCUUUGGAAAGCUAUGAUAUUUGUACAAGUUUGCUGCAAGGUUCACCAUUGCUGCAAAAUGAAAACGAAGAGAAGUUAAAUGUUCUGCUUCCCAAUCUUCUUGUGGAUGGUACAGUCUCCAUAGAAGAGAUCAAUAAAAAGCUGAAAUCCCUUGAGCGUUGUCAGUCCCUCGAAGAAAUUCAAAGACUUUUUGAAUCUGGGGACUAUGAAUCAGUAGUUAGACUAUUAAAGCCAACACUCAGUAAUGGAGGGUCAGGUCGUGGCAAGCAACUGGAGUUUGUCACUUCUGCACCAGAGAGACCAACUCAGCUCUUACUUCUCCAGAGCUCACUGCUACAACUGAAGGACUUCAAACAAUGCCUGGAGUGUUCGGAGAUAUCACUGAAUGAAGCAAUACAGCAAAUGAAUAAUGCUGCCACUUCCUCAACUAAAGAGGAAUACAUAACAACGGUAAUGCAGCUGCUGGAUGGAAUUGACCUGUGCUUUUCUGAAGAUAGUAAUGUAUUGAAGAAUGCCUCGCGCUCCAUCUGCUUAGUACGAUUGACCAACAAUCUUAUACAGCUGAUAGACUGCAGCAUGGCCAUCCCAGAUGAGGCGAAAGAUCCAUGUAUGUCAUCAGUGCUUCCCUGGAUCAUUUUGUAUCGUAUUAUCAAACAUGAGGAGGAAGACUUCAACUCUCUCCGGGAGCAGCACUUGCACGAGCAAGAUGAUUCUGAUACUCCAAUGUUGCCUUCAUCCUUAAUGCUACUCAACACUGCCCAUGAGUAUCUUGGGAGGAGAUCCUGGUGCUGCAACUCCGAUGGAGCACUCCUCAAGUUUUAUGUGCGUGUACUUCAGAAGGAACUUGCAGCUUCAACAUCUGAAGAGGCCCAUCCAUAUAAAGAGGAGCUAGAAACUGCACUAGAGCAGUGCUUUUACUGUCUAUAUUCCUACCCCAGUAAGAAGAGUAAGGCUCGAUACCUAGAGGAACAUUCUGCCCAGCAGGUUGAGCUGGCUUGGAGUGAUGCACUUUUCAUGUUUGAUUAUUUCAAACCGAAGACUCUACCCGAGUUUGAUAGCUAUAAGACAAGCACGGUUUCUGCUGAUUUGGCUAAUCUUCUAAAGAAAAUAUCCAGUAUUGUUCCUCGUAGUGACAAGCCAUCACUAACCAUUGAAGAAGUUUCUGCCUACAUUGAAGGGACAUCAGAUAAGAUUCCAUGUGUUCCUGACGGAGCAGGCCCAGUACCACCACUGGUAAACGAGUUGUAUUACCUUUUGGCAGAUUAUCAUUUCAAAAAUAAGGAGCAGUCCAAAGCAAUAAAAUUCUACAUGCAUGACAUCUGUGUGAGUCCAGACAGGUUUGAUUCUUGGGCUGGUAUGGCCCUUGCAAGAGCCAGCCGCAUUCAAGACAAGUUGAACUCAAAUGAGCUGAAGAGUGAUGGACCCAUUUGGAAGCAGUCGUUGGGAGUCCUAAACUGUUUCAAACGUGCACUGGAGAUAGAUAAUUCCAAUUUAUCUCUUUGGAUAGAGUAUGGAACUAUGUCAUAUACAUUACAUUCUUUUGCUUCUAGACAGCUCAAACACAGUAAGACCGAACUUCCGUUGGAGGCAGUUAAACAGAUGGAGAGGCGUAAUAGUAUGCUGGAGACUGCAUCAGAGUGCUUCAAUGCAGCAUCACGAUGUGAAGGUGAUGGGGAUGAAGAAGAGUGGCUCAUUCAUUACAUGUUGGGCAAGAUAGCAGAGAAGCGUAAACAAUCACCCAGACAAUAUCUCCAACUAUAUAAACAGGCUGCUCACCACCUUCAUGAAGAGGCUGCCCGAUACCCACGGAAGAUUCAUUACCACAAUCCACCUGAGCUGGCCAUGGAAGCUCUUGAGUUACAUUUUAGGUUAAGUGCCUCUAUUUUGAAGCUGCUGGAGAACGGACAGGCGGAGCAGGAGUUGGACCAUGAAAUGUUGUUCAGUAUUCUGAAGGAUGCUGCUGAAGGACCUUUUGCUCGAGGGGAAGAGAAAAACACCCCAAAAGCAAGUGAAAAACCUGGGGUGAAUCGCAAGAGGUCUGUUAGCACCACACGCAAUCAGUGUAGAAAGGUGUUUGAAGGACCCUGGGAAAAGCCUUUGUCAGGGAAUGAUGAUGACUCUCAUUCGUCGACAGGAACGCCACUAGGUCCAGGGACAUCCCUGCCAUCCACUGGUCCAGGUCUGACUUCCCCACCUUACACAGCCACUCCAGUUGACCACGAUUACGUGAAACGUAAAACCCUACGUCGUCAGCAGCAGCAGCAGGAGCAGGCCGUGGCUGAUGAGAGGAGCCAGGACAGCAUGGCUGUAAUGCUCUCCGACUCAAACUCCACACAGGACCUCUUCACUGACCCCACUAGUUCCCAGGACAGCAAUCACAAGAAGCAUUCUGUGAAGGAUAGUAUGUCGUCUUCUGAGAAUGUCACUUCAGCUAAGGACAGCCAAGAAAGAGCAGGAAGAGUUGAGGGAAAAAGUGAGUGCACAACAAUGAUUGCUCUUACGCCAUUGCAAGCUGAUAUUUUGGAAGUUUUGGAUGCAAUGUCUCUUAGUUUAGUGGAAGUAACAGAUCAUAAGGUUUCCACUGAUCCUCCACCACCUGCUAUGCCUGUGACUCCAACAAAGCUAUCAGCUGUGAACCCCACAACUCCAAGCAGUGAAGUCAGAAAGAAGUUGGAUUUGACUGAUGAUAGCUGUGAUGUACCCCAGUGUCUACCAAUUGAUAGGGCAGAGCAGAAGCAGGUUCUGACUGGCAUGUGUAUUCAUGCACUCUCCCUUUGCCUCAGCCGCUUCCCACAGCACUACAAGAGCCUCUAUCGACUAGCUUACCUUUAUACAAAAAGUAAAACACAUAAGAACCUUCAUUGGGCCCGAGACGUGUUGCUAGGAAGCAGUGUCCCAUGGCAACAACUGAAGCACAUGCCUGCACAAGGACUUUUCUGUGAAAGAAAUAAGACUAAUUUGUUCAAUGGAAUCUGGCGUAUUCCAGUAGAUGAAAUUGACCGUCCAGGAAGCUUUGCAUCGCAUAUGAAUCGCUCCAUUGUUCUCUUACUGGAGGUUUUGUCUCAGCUAAAGGACCAUAACACUCUUCUCAAAGUGUCUUGCUUGCUUCAGAGGACUCCAGACCAAGGAAAAAAAUAUUUGCGUGAUGUGGAUCGCCAGGUUCUUGCUAAGCAAGCUUAUUUCUUCACUGUGAAAGUCCUGCAUGACUCCCUGAACAAAUUAACUGGGGUGUCUGAUCAGCCAGCUUCCCAAGACUUCCGGUCAUUGAUGGGCGAGAUGACCACAGACGUUACCAAUAAACCUAAUGCGGAGGACAGUCAGCGGGUACUACCUAAAAAGUCAGCAUUAUCUGAUGGGGCUGCUCCACAAGGCUCAGAAAAUGGUCCUAAAAAUGUAUCUAGCUGUCAUUUGUCACAAGCCAUGGAUACUGUUGAACAACAAGGAGAAAGACGUGCAAGAGAAGAGAGCACUCGACCAGGUUCAGUAGAACCUAUGGACUUGGGUGGCAACCUUUGGGUGGAGUCAAGCAGAACAGAUGCUGUUUGCAAACCUUUGGAACUGGAUUUUAACAAAGAGUCCCUUGGCACGGAAAAGGCCAUAGACAACAGCAAAGCACCAGAGCUAUCACUAGAAGAUUUGAGUAUUAGUUCCAAACAGCAGCAAGCAACCACCACAAUGGGGCAGGCAUCACUACCCAGCAGUGGGACAGAAUUGGGCAGUAUAAGGAAGCCCUGUCGCAAGAGGAAGUUACUGGAGGACACUGAAUCUGGUAAAACUCUGCUUCUGGAUGCAUACAGAGUGUGGCAACAAGGACAGAAAUUCAUGACAUAUGACCUGGGAGAGAUCGAAGAAAUCAUGUCGGAGACAUACAUGCUCAUUAAACAGGUGGAUGAAGGCACAGCUUUGGAGCAGGCUGUGAAGUUCUGUCAGAUACAACUGGCCACCUCAACACAAAAACAGUCAACCACAGACACUCCCACAACUCCGAAAAGCACAAAGGACCAUAAGGAUGCUUUUUUUCCAGUGACUCCAAGUGCAGUCACCUCCAGCUCCAUGCAGCCCACUGCCGGGACGGCAGAUCAAGCUCCUUCAGAGAUCGUGCCAAAGCCCACUGGAGAUUUACAAGUGAAGCAGCUGAAACAGCCGCAGGCUUCUUCCUGUUCAUCAGUUCCAAGUGGACAAGUGGAGCUCCGAGGCAUGGCUCACAUCGGGGGUGCUCAGAUAGACUCUGCAUCUCCCAUUACAUAUAUCACACAAAAAGAUGGAGGACGCGAGGGGCCAGGAUAUCGCCCACAGGAAUCGCACUUCUGCCACCAGAUGAGCAGGACAUCGAUGAGCACAGGGCAAGAUCUUUUGAACUGGCAGCUGGAUAACACAUUUAGCCAACCAGAAGAUCCCAGUAAUCCUCCACACACAUCUAAUCAGGCAUCCAGCUUAUUAUCCUCAGAACAACUCUCUCCUGGAAGCCAGCAUGCAUGUCAACAAGACAACAGCCGCAUAAGGUCUCGCAUCCCACCUAACAUGCCAAAGCUCUUGAUUCCUUCAUCCGUAACCAAAUUUCCACCAGAAAUAACAGUGACACCUCCCACCCCAACUCUGCUAUCCCCAAAAGGCAGCAUCUCUGAGGAGACCAAACAAAGACUAAAGAGUGCUAUCCUGUCUGCUCAGUCAGCAGCCAACGUGAAGAAGGAGACACUACACCAACCAGCUCUCGAGGUGCAGGAGACCUCCAGCCAGGAGUCCUCACUGGAGAGUGACACCGACGAAGAGGACGACUACAUGGAUAUCUGAAGGCCAAACAGCCAUUUCUAAGUGGACUUUUUAAAGUGCUCGCCCUGGUUUUUAUUAGUGCAGUAAAACGUAUUUGGGCUUGGUUACCGGAUGAAGUCUAAGAAGGGGGCUUACUAAGCCAGCAGCAAAUGUUUAAUAUGCAUGCACCUCUUAAAGCACCUAGUCGAAGACUGAUUUAACUUCUCAGAAGAUGAAUCAUUUCUGUAUUUAUAUUAACAUAAACAUGUCAAAGUAAUUGUUGUAAAUUUUGCUGUCCUCUUACUUUUUGCCUUCAAAUCAUUGGAAUUGCGUUCCACUCCAGGUUGCCGUUUCCCCAGAAAUAAACUUUCUGUGGAAUUUGUAAAUGGUGGGCACUAAAGUGAAAUUUUAAAUUUGAAGGCUACUGCCUAAACUCUGAAAAGACCAAGUGUGAGGAAUGCCAAGUGCCUUUUAUUAGAUGGCUACGAUUCUACCAGAAAACAUUUUCAAAUUGUGCUCAGUUUCCUUACAGAGAUAAAAAGAUUUGCCAAAGUGUUCAGUGAAAAUGGAAAUUUUGCCUGCAGUUCAUGUGAACAGAAUAAUCAAGUAAUGCAGUUUAAUACAAGUGCAUGUCUGGUGAACUAUAAAGUUUACAUCAUUUUUGCUUAUCACAGUGUUAAUAUUUCUAUAUUUAUAAGAAUGUCUAAUUUGUAUAGGAAUAUCUUAAAUAUUUCUACCCCAAACAAUUUCUACACUGUAAGCCAAAUUUGAAAGCAUUUUUUGUGUAGUGAAUUAGAGUAGAACAACUAUAGCAGUACAACUGUGCAUUGUACUGACCUCUCCUCUGCACUGUUAGGCCUGCAACUGCAGAUGUUGAGGCUUCCUAGAAUAGAAAUAGUAUUGUAAAUUCUAACUCCUCUUUAGGUACCAAAUAUGUUAUAAUGCAAGAUAUCUAAAUAUAUUGUUUCACUAAGGUAAUGAAUUCAUAAAAGAUAUGACAAAGCAAUGUUUUGUACAGCAGGUUUUCUACAUAAAGAUAUCAUGUUUUUGCAGUAUUUUAUGAACGAUACUGAAAAUAUAUGCUUUUUUUUCUCCCCCUAGUGUUGUAAAUAAUGAGCACAACUUGUAAUAUGUCUUGUUUAAAUUACCUGAAUGUUUGUAUUUUUUGUGUUUUUGGAAAAAAAUAUAUAUACAAGUA
This is a messenger RNA of Erpetoichthys calabaricus (reedfish), 7968 nucleotides long. It is a transcript of the gene cabin1, whose product is annotated as calcineurin binding protein 1. Gene Ontology annotation, biological process: chromatin organization. NCBI's taxonomy places the organism in Eukaryota, Metazoa, Chordata, Cladistia, Polypteriformes, Polypteridae. Gene Ontology annotation, cellular component: nucleus. The record is from RefSeq and is a predicted model, not a curated record. The transcript has 39 exons. Bases 126 to 6812 code for a protein of 2228 amino acids. Gene Ontology annotation, molecular function: nucleosome binding; protein binding.